Molecule: messenger RNA, 2104 nt
Organism: Durotheca rogersii
Lineage: Eukaryota; Fungi; Ascomycota; Sordariomycetes; Xylariales; Xylariaceae
Product: bifunctional 6-phosphofructo-2-kinase/fructose-2,6-bisphosphate 2-phosphatase
Exons: 5
Coding region: 258-1931 (557 amino acids)
Biological process (GO): fructose metabolic process; fructose 2,6-bisphosphate metabolic process
Cellular component (GO): cytosol
Molecular function (GO): 6-phosphofructo-2-kinase activity; ATP binding; fructose-2,6-bisphosphate 2-phosphatase activity
Source: RefSeq, a predicted model, not a curated record
CCAGACAGCGACUUUAGUGCUAGAGGCACGACGCAAAGUAUGCACCAACUUGCUGCCAAAUCAUCCUUCUCACUGGGUGGAAUAUGUAACUCCUCAGCUCCGCCGUGAUAUCUACGGCCUAGCGGCUUCGAAUGCGAAUUUGGCGGGCCCUUGGGUAGCGCAAGAUUUAGUCCUUGUUACCUUUAUCAUCUAUAUCACCAACACACCGCUGCUGCUGCCUUCUCUUUGUCCCUUUCAAAGUGUUCCCUUUCGUAAGAAUGCAGCGGCAAAUCCACCUAGGCAAUAUCGUCCAUUAUCGAGGUGGAUCUGACACUGAUUCUCCUAGGACUGCGGAUAUCGCCGCGAACGCUCCCAGGUAUCGGCGCAAGAGCAGUACCUUCAUCGACGGCAUACACGAUGUUCCGGAAGAUGGCGAUAUGGCACCGGCCCAACUGUACAGCACCAUGUCGGGGAGACUCUUCCACUCCGGCCGUAUCGCCAUCGUUAUGGUGGGACUCCCCGCUCGGGGCAAAACUCAUAUUGCUGUCUCGUUAGCUCGGUAUCUACAAUGGCUGGGGGUCAAAACACGGAUUUUCCACCUUGGAGAUUAUCGUCGUGCCACCGUUGGCCAAGGCGGCCACGUACCCGAGGAUUACUUCUAUCCUAACGCCUCUCCGGCCUCUAUUGUACUGCGCCAGAAGAUCCUAAAGAAGUGCCGAGAAGAUAUCUACGGCUGGCUCAACCACGAGAACGGCCAAGUAGCAAUAUAUGAUGCGGUAAAUCCUACUGCGAGUGGUCGUCGUUCGCUAGCCAAAGAGUUUGCGAAGCACGACGUCCAGACCUUGUUUCUAGAGUCAUAUGUUGAUAAUGAACCGCUACUCCGGGAAAAUGCGCGUAAUGUCAAAAUUGGCUCUCCUGAUUUUGCCAACAUGGAUCCCGACGAAGCUGCGAGGCUCUACCUGAAGCGGAUAGAGACCAAAAUACCUACUUUCGAGACAAUGAAUGAGAAAGAACUAAACUAUAUCAAGAUGAUCAACGCAGGCGAGACGUUCUUCUACAAUAACGUAUCCUUCAACUACCUCUCGCACCGGAUCGUCUUCUACCUAACGAAUAGCCAUGUUCAAUCGCGAGCGACAUUCUUCGUCCGGCCCGGCACUGCAAUAGAAGAAGAAAGCUAUAAAGCCGAUGCGCCGCUGUCUGAAGAGGGGCUCAAGUAUGCCAAGGUUAUGACCGAAACAGUGAUCAAGCAUCGUGAGCAGGAACAAGCAUCACAAGUUACUGAGGGCGGUCCGGAAACGCCAUUGCGUUCACUUACGGUGUGGUGCUCGACACGCAUGCGCACGCUGCAAACGGCAGACGUAUUCAAAGAAUUAGGAUACAAAGUUCGUCAGCGCAGUCAGAUGGCCGAGAUCAACCCGGGUGUCUGCGAAAGAUUGAGCGAGCGAGCCAUCCGCCGCCUCUACCCAGAGGAGGUUGAAAAGCACGAACACGAUCCUUACCAUCAUCGGUACCCCCGGGCUGAGUCUUAUCAUGACGUCGCUGUGCGACUAGAGCCCAUAAUCUUGGAGCUUGAACGUGAGCAGAACGACUUAUUAAUCAUCGCUCACGAGAGCGUGCUACGUGUGCUAUACGCCUAUCUUAUGCACUGCAGCACCAUGGACAUUCCCAACCUCAAGUUCCCGCGCAACGAGAUCAUCGAGGUCAUCCCAGGCGCAUACCAGAAUGAGGCUAAGCGAAUUCAUAUCCCAGGCCUAGAUCCCAGGACGGUCCCUGGAUCGCCGGAAGACAUCCGAAUCCCGGUUCCGGAUAGUGCUUCCGAAACCCCAACCCCACUUCCCGGAGGCGGCCUGUCGGCAUCUGUAGCGCCUUCGAUCGUUAUCGAGAAGCCGCCCGAGAAGGUGAUCAACACGGCAGCCGAGGCCGUCAGGGACAAGAUCACAGACGAAGAUUAACGUCCUAUCUAGAUAGACCCUUACCUACAAAUUCGCUUAACGAAACCAUGGCGGACUCACAUUGUUAUCUGCGGCUCCACGACGCCGGGUUGUAUGGGCGGGCAUUGCUCACGGAUAGAUGGAUAGCAUUAGAUGGCUUAUUAGAUUAUGAGCUUCCGUCUUCCACAUUGUCG